Molecule: messenger RNA, 1144 nt
Organism: Solanum tuberosum (potato)
Lineage: Eukaryota; Viridiplantae; Streptophyta; Magnoliopsida; Solanales; Solanaceae
Product: kynurenine formamidase-like
Exons: 7
Molecular function (GO): arylformamidase activity
Source: RefSeq, a predicted model, not a curated record
UUUGACACACAUUUCAUUAGCUUCCGAUGGACUGUUUCCUCCUUCCUCCUCCUAUUCACGCUACUGCAACUAUUGCUCAACCCAAUUUUCUCUAUUUCCGACUCUGAUGGCCCUUUUCCCGUUCGCCGGGAAGUCUACGGAAAUGGACGGAUUUUUGACAUUACUCACAGAAUAACCUCUGAUAUGCCGUCGUACGGCUCUGAAGAGGGGCUAGGACAGUUCUUGUGGCUACCCAAUAGCAUGAAGAAUGGAUCCCUAGCUAAUAACUCUGUCAUGAAAUUACCCACCCACACAGGCACCCAUAUUGAUGCUCCUGGCCAUGUCUUUGAUCAUUACUAUGAUGCUGGGUUUGAUGUUGAUACCCUUGACCUAGAGGUUCUCAAUGGUCCUGCAUUGUUGGUCGAUGUUCCAAGAGACAAGAACUUAACAGCGGAGGUUAUAAUAUCCUUACAUAUUCCCAAGGGAGUGAAGCGAGUACUUUUCAGAACCCUAAAUACUGACAGGCGUCUUAUGUGGAAAAAGAAGUUAGACUCAAGCUUUGUGGGAUUCAUGAAGGAUGGUGCACAGUGGCUGGUGGAUAACACUGACAUCAAACUUGUUGGAAUUGAUUAUUUGUCAAUUGCUGCAUAUGAUGAUUUGAUUCCUGCUCAUCUUGUUUUCCUCAAAAGCAGGGAGAUCAUUGUCGUGGAAGCAUUGAAGCUUGAUGAUAUAGAACCUGGAAUAUACACUGUACACUGCCUGCCCUUGAGGAUGCUUGGUGCUGAGGGAUCACCUGUUAGGUGUAUAGUAAUUAAGUGAUGCUCUCGUUGUAAACUUUUCCAACCAUAAGGAAGCACCAGAGAUAUGUUGGAGUGGAGUAAAGCACCACACAAUGGGACCACGACCAAAUUACAAAAGCAAUGCUGCUUAUCACUUUGGCAAGCUUAGGCUGGGCAGCUGUAGCAUUUGUACAUAAUAAAUUGUUGAAGUGAGAGUAAGCUCUCGGAUUCUACCUGUCAAAAAAAGAAAGUUCAAAAUAGACCUUAAAAGAAAAAAUAUGGAAUUUCUGUAUUUCUCAUUGAUAAUCACUGUACAAAGCUACUGUAUUUAUGCAAUCUUGUAUGUCUAAAUUCUAUACAAUUUUCUGCAUUGCACUUGCACCUCA